AUGUCAAGGAAAUUACCUUCAAUUUUACAUGAAGAAUCAAUUCGUCAAGGUCUAAAGUCAAUUAACUCAUUAGGACAGCCCAAUUGGUCUCUUAGGAUAGUAGAUGAAUUAGGUCCACCUUCACAUGUUUUAGAAGUUCAUUAUAAAUUAAAGAAUUUUAAAAAAACUUGGGAAUUUUUAAAUUUAAUUGCAAAACAAUCUGAUUUAAAAAAGCAUCAUCCUACUAUUAUUACAACUUAUAAUAAAAUAGAUAUUGAAUUAACUACUCAUGAUGUUGGUAAUAAUAUAACUGAUGAAGAUUUAAAUUUAGCUGAAUCAAUACAUAAAGAAUAUUAUAAUCUAAUAUCACAAAAACCAAACCAAUAA
Molecule: messenger RNA, 366 nt
Organism: Lodderomyces jiufengensis
Lineage: Eukaryota; Fungi; Ascomycota; Pichiomycetes; Serinales; Debaryomycetaceae
Gene: PHHB
Product: 4a-hydroxytetrahydrobiopterin dehydratase
Exons: 1
Coding region: 1-366 (121 amino acids)
Biological process (GO): tetrahydrobiopterin biosynthetic process
Molecular function (GO): 4-alpha-hydroxytetrahydrobiopterin dehydratase activity
Source: RefSeq, a predicted model, not a curated record